AUGAGCAGUGGCUAUGGCACCGUUUCUGCCUCGGAACAGAGCCCCCCCAAAUCCCACGGGGGUAGCAAGAGCCCAGCCUGCGCCGAGGAGACUUCCCCAGGGCAGGGUGGUGCAGCCCUAGCCAGUGUUCAAAAUAAACCAGGACUUCUGCCCCCCAAAACAGAGGAGAAUUUUUCAUCUGGAAUGAACGAUGUUUUAGUUUUGCCUGCUGAAUCGGAACGAAAAGUCAAUGAAGCUCAGUGUGGAACAAAGCCUGGUAAAUCUUUAACAUCAUGGGCACAAAAAUUGAAACAAAACCAACCCAAAAGAAUAAAUGCUGAAGAAGUAUGUGUGAACUCUAUGCAAGAAAAUGAGCAAGCAAAGAAACUACCACUUGAGAAUACAAACCUUACUGAUGCUGCUUUGCCACCUUACACUUUUUACCUCAACCAACCAAAUAAAAGUCCGAAUUCCCUAGUGUCUGAAGCUUCAGGGCUUUCAUAUUGGAAAUUAGAUGAAAAGGAGAUGUAUCACUCUUUACCAGAGAAUUUCAGAAAUGAGUUCGCUGAUAUUUUCUCCACAAAGGUCUCACCAGAUCAGGUAAAUUUUUCUUCUCCUGAUGAAACGAAGCUAUCUUCAUUGAAGGAUAUUUAUCACAAGAGACAAAAGGAGAACAAGCAGCUGCCAGACCAGAAUUUUAUGCCACCUUCCCAGUCAAGUCACCCACCAGAGAUCUUGACGUUGGACCCAACCCUGCAUAUGAAACCAACUCAGCAGAACCCAGGACGCCGUUUUUUCAGUAUUCCUGAAGACACUACUCCUUUUUCUCCAGACUCUAUGGCAGAACCUGGAUUUUCAAGUCAUUGUGACACAGACUCUUUUUCACAGACAAGCAAUUCAUCUCAGUUAGAUGAUUCUCCAAAAUACCCUCCUAGCAGCAGAGCUGUGCACCUGGACAGCUGGAGAAGUCACCCAUUCCAAAAGGAAAACAAGAGCAGCUGUCCCUUCCCAAUGGCAUAUGUGGAUGCUGUUAGUGAUACUUCAGUCAACACUGAGGAGGAAGAAACCCUGACUCUAACUCCAUCUUCUGUUACUCAGUGUGCUGACAACAGUUUGCCAGAAUAUAGCCUUUCAGUGGCAUCUGUUGAAGAUCCUGUGGUAAUGUCAAAGAUUAGACAGAACUUGAGGGAAAAACAUGCUCGACAUAUAGCUGACCUACGAGCUUACUAUGACUCUGAGAUACAGAGCUUAAAACAGCAGCUGGAGGCAAGCCAGAGAACUGCUUCAUCUGAAGACUUGAAGAAAAUCAAUCAAAAUCUCGCUGACAGAUGUGACCAGUUGGAUGCAGCUCUGAAUGAAGCAAGUGCUCGCAUAAAAGCCCUUGAAAAUAAGAAUAAUGUGCUAGAAAAGCAAGUGGCAGAUUGGAGAGAACGUUUUUAUGCAGCCAGUAACACUUCCAAAGUUCUGCAAGAGCGUAUUGAAGAAAUGCGCACGAGUAAUAAAGAUAAGGAUAACACCAUCAGCCGACUGAAAUCAAGGCUUAAAGAUCUAGAGGAAGCAUUUGAAAAGGCCUACAAGUUAUCUGAUAAUAAAAAUACAAGGCUAAAGGAAGAAAAUAAAAUGUUUCAAAAUCUUUUAGGAGAAUACGAGUCCCUUGGGAAAGAACAUGAAAGAGUAAAGGAUACAUUAAAUGCAACUGAAAACAAAUUGCUUGAUGCAAACACGCAGAUUUCUGAUUUGAAAAGGACAAUUUCAAGGCUUGAAGCUCAGCUCAAGCAGGUGGAACAUGAGAAUACGCUGAAACUUCGCCACGUAACCGAGAAUCGGUUCAGAGCCUCUUGUGCCAACAAGUUGGCAACUCCUGAUGUCAGCAGACGAAAGUGGUUGAUACCUGGAGCAGAAUAUUCCAUCUUCACUGGCCAGCCUUUGGAAGCCCAGGAAAGCCCCAAAGAUAACAGAUUAGAAGACACUUAUAUUCCUUCUAGGUACCAUUCUCCUCCUGAAAAAGACUCCUCACAAGAAGACUCUUCAACAAACACAACAGACAAACAAAAUGAGAUGUCAGAGGCGCCAAUUAUAAAAGCCUUUAAAGAACUUGAAGAAGGAAAAGCAUUUAAAGACUGGGGUACACAGACAGAGAAAGAAGAGCCAUCAGCUAAAACAUCAAAUCGACGUCAGACUGUUGGGUUUGUUGAAGCUUCUUUGGUUGCUAACAGAUCCCCAGAGAAAGGCAAAGAGCAGCACAGACCGAAGCGGUUCAGCUCCCCUUCUGGGCAGAGGUCGUCGUCCCUCCCUCCAGCCAACAGGAAACCCAGCACUCCAACAAGUAGAGAGAUAAUGUUGGCACCAGUGUCUGUGACAUACAGCCCAAAACGAUCUCCAAAAGAAAACCUCUCUCCUGGAUUCAGCCAUUUGCUUAGCAAGACUGAAAACACAGUGACAAGAUUUGAUAUACUUCUCGAUGACCUAGAAAAUGGUCCUACAUCUACUCUACACCACAGUAAUCCAAGAAAAAGGCUCCAGUUUCUCUCACUAGAUGAUGCAGAAGGGAGGCAGCAUUCAGGUGUCAGACAUGGCUCAUGUGCUGAACCCAUCAAUCCUGGAAUGAAGAAAGCAGCAGCUUGGGACGAGAGGAGCGCAGCUCCAAAAUACGAGCCAGCGCUGUCGCCUUGUGAGGGGGACUUCAAAUACACAGCAAGGAUUAAGACUCUGGCUGAAACAGAGAGGCUCUUUGAUGAGCUGACUCAAGAAAAACUACAGAUUGAGGCUGCAUUGAGUCGAAUACCUUCUUCUGGGGGGAGAAUGACCUUGCAAGCAAGAUUAAAUCAGGAAGCCCUGGAAGAUCGCUUGGAAAGGAUUAACAGAGAUCUGGGGUCCAUCCGCAUGACUCUGAAAAGAUUCCAUGUUUUACGUACCUCUGCAAAUCUCUGACAAUUCUCCCUUGAAUGCAAAUAUGCUUUUUUUUUUGUUUGCACUAAUAUGUAAUUAUGCACUCAGUAAAUGCAAAUUGUUUUGUAUUUUUAUAAACCCUCAACAGUAGUUUUACAACCAUGUUACCCUUUACAAACAGCAAUAUUUUGUACUUCGAACAGCCACCUAUAUUUUAAACAUAUUUUUGUUACACCUGAGAAAUCAAUGUUUAUCCUGUAUUGUAAUAUUUUUAGAAAUAGUAAUUAUUUUUAAAUAGUGAUAUUCAAUUUAUAAUAAGAAUAAGAAACUAAAAGGCAGCUUGUUUUCAGAAAAUGAUGG
Messenger RNA from Merops nubicus (carmine bee-eater), 3228 nucleotides. RefSeq names its product M-phase phosphoprotein 9 (gene MPHOSPH9). The record is from RefSeq and is a predicted model, not a curated record. Lineage: Eukaryota; Metazoa; Chordata; Aves; Coraciiformes; Meropidae. The coding region runs from base 1 to 2910 and encodes 969 amino acids. The transcript has 20 exons. Gene Ontology annotation, cellular component: centriole.